AUGUCAGCAAUAGUUCCUCCACCGGGCACAGACCUCAGCCAUGAACCGCAAAGCAGCAACGCUAAUGGAGAGCCACCCAUAGAAGGGCCGACUGAUAGUCAUGUUUUAUCGCAAGUGGAACAAGACGAAAAGGGAUUAUCGCAGCUAGCGGGCAGUACCGCAGAAAUUACAAAUCUCGGAUGGAGUCAGCCUUCUGAGCACUUUGAGGCGCCAAUUAUUGGUGGACUAUCGAACGAGGAUUUGUGGAUGCUUAUCAGACGAUUUGAUAAGCAAAUUUACAACGUGAAAGCGGUGCCGAAUGCUCCUCUACAGAAUCUUGACUUGAUUCGAUCUGGCGACGAUGAAUUCUCGCCGGAGAAACUAAGAACUACACUGGAAAGAUUUUACACCACGGUUUUCAUUGGUUUGACAGGUUUAGUCAAACAAAUUGCUCGUCUAAGAUCUUGGAAAGAGCCUCGACGAACAGCUAUUUUCUGUACAGUAUAUACUGUGGCUUGGCUUUUGGAUCAGCUCGUUCCAGCCCUACUAACGACAUUGUUUGCCUUGAUUGUCUAUCCACCCUGUCGGCCGAUUUUGUUUCCACCGGCACCUCUUGCUCUUGUGGAUAAGAGCACCGGUGGCGUUCAGAAGCCCAUGGCCGGUGUGUUAGGCUCUCAUGAUAGCAUGACCGGUGCACCAGAAAACUUCAAAGGCGAGGCUGCUGAGCAAGAAGCCAGCAACUUAGUGUCAGAUGUCGCUACUGUUGCUGUGGGUAGUGCUGUUGGGAAAAAUGAUCAAGCUGUCCCAGAAGGUGCACCCCUGGAAGAAUCUGUACCGGAUGCAACGGAUAUCGUUGCCAGUUCCGCGGAUGCACGGAGCGCCGCAAAGGGAGGGAUACCUGCAGAUUCGCAUGACAAAACCCGACAGCCCAUGAAGCAGUCUGUCCUGGAUGCUGCGAAUCUGUCUAUGCAGGUCAUCAGCGACAUAACGGAUACGUAUGAGAAAUUUGGAAAUGCUUUAGCGGGUACAGCCCCAUUUCCAAGAACUAUGCCUCGGCUACGACUGGGAUCGGUGAUAGCAGUAUUGUGUCUCACAUCGGCAUUUGUAUCGAGCUACGUAUUCAUGAAAGCCAGUGGCUUUAUUGUUGGGGUUGUCUUUUUCGGAGAUCCCAUUAUCUGGCGCGGCAUAAAUUUCUUGGACUUACAUGUCCCUCAAUGGCAAAAAUAUUUACUGCCACAAAAUUCACUGCUCAAAGGAAUCCCUACCAAUGCCCAAUUAACCCUUACCCUCUUGCGAAUCGGCGAGGCCAACGCAUCACCAUUGCCACCACCUCCAACGUCUAAGAGCAAACCAUCAUCUCGACCAGCCUCAAUCCACCACGAGGAGCUUACCCUUGGUGCUACGGACGCAGAAAUUACCGAAGCUGCCUUGCCCGAGCCCAAGCUCGUACCGGUGAAGCCCAAGGCUUCAUCCUCCCCAACACCCUCACAUGGCUGGUCAUCCAGAAUAAUCGGCUUCUUUCGUGGGACUACUGCCACAGGGGUGGAGAGCAAGAGAGGUGUCGAUAGGGUGCGCGCAAUUGUUGGCUCUAGGCAUGCUGCAAACCGACUUGGAGUGCUACGCCCAAAGGGUAAAGAAAGUUUACCCACCGGACCUAUAGGCUUUGAGGCGAGAUACAAAGGUAAGCGUGGGGCUGUCAUUAUUGACUCCAGCAAAGAGCCUCCGGUGCUGUACUUUACAACCGACAUCCAGCAUAGCGAUGCCCGAGUGGAAAGCCGGAAGGCUGGCUCCGUGCUGUUCACUCUUCCAGUGACCGAUAUUCGAGAGAUGAAGAAGCAGGGUGGAAUGGGCUGGAAAGGCAAAUUGGUUGUUGGCUGGGCUAUGGGGGGCAAGGAAGUCGUUGAUGGACUGCUCAUUGUCGGCAAAGAGCCGCGUCAAUCAUACCAGCUGACGGCGAUGGUAAUGAGAAAUCAGCUCUUUAAUAGGCUGAUUGCUAUCGAUGGACAGGUGUGGGAACGCUGUUGA
Penicillium pulvis is the source of this 2004-nucleotide messenger RNA. RefSeq names its product DUF3292 domain-containing protein. The record is from RefSeq and is a predicted model, not a curated record. The transcript is spliced from 4 exons. Bases 1 to 2004 code for a protein of 667 amino acids. NCBI's taxonomy places the organism in Eukaryota, Fungi, Ascomycota, Eurotiomycetes, Eurotiales, Aspergillaceae.